This is a messenger RNA of Diuraphis noxia (Russian wheat aphid), 900 nucleotides long. RefSeq lists its product as uncharacterized. NCBI's taxonomy places the organism in Eukaryota, Metazoa, Arthropoda, Insecta, Hemiptera, Aphididae. The record is from RefSeq and is a predicted model, not a curated record.
GUUGUGCGCGAUGAUAUUGUACUUAUUAUUAUUGGCAUCGUUGCUGCACGUUUAAGCGCCGUGAUCGACGGCCACAAAAUAGCGACGCGAGUGACCGAUCGAUCGUUGUAAUCGCCGUAACGCGUCAUUGCGAACCGAACGAGUGCGCGCAACCGGUCGUCUUUCGCCGCCGCGGUAUUUUUUACGUGAUACACGCCGCGUGUAACRAUUUAUUUGGACAUGGCGUCGCGGAUACAGCCUAAGCAAGCGAGCGCGGCCACCACGGGCGUCGCCUGUCUGGUCGGCGCCGUCGCCUGGAUCUUGAUCAGCUCGAUUUACGUGGGAAACAAAGAGGGAUGGCCGCAGUUCAUGCUCAGCGURUUUGCAGCGGCCACUGUGUGCACGGUGGCCGCCUCGUCACUGGUCUACGCGGCCUACCAGCAGUACGUGGUCAAGAGGAGUCUGUUCGACGAUCACUGCAGUACCGACGAGUUCGAUUUCCGGUCGACAGGCCAAUGGGCUGUGGUCACUGGCGCCACUGACGGCAUUGGCAAGGAGUACGCUCGUCAGGUGAGUGACAGUAACAACAGCUUCAGCAAAAGCAGCAACUCCGAAAAGGUCGGCCGUGUACUGGAUAAUGCGGCCGAUGAUGACAGUCCGGUGGCGGUGGUUUCGGCGCGUAACUCGCUCGUCGACUAACUAACAAUAAUUCAUUAUCUCGCGAAAAAGACAUUUUCAGUAGUUUAGUUAAAUUAGUUACAGUAGUUAUUAACUCAAACAAUAAGUGUGUUAAGUCUUAUAACUACGACACGACACACUAAUUGUGUGUGCAUUCUUGUAGUGGCGUGUUCAUUUCAGCAAGUUCCAGCUAUUAUAUUUCACAUUUUAUAAUAUAAUAUUUAACUGACCGAAAAUAAUGAA